This is a messenger RNA of Scaptodrosophila lebanonensis, 785 nucleotides long. Its product is annotated as zinc finger protein 830. The coding region runs from base 41 to 751 and encodes 236 amino acids. The record is from RefSeq and is a predicted model, not a curated record. The transcript is spliced from 2 exons. NCBI's taxonomy places the organism in Eukaryota, Metazoa, Arthropoda, Insecta, Diptera, Drosophilidae. Gene Ontology annotation, molecular function: zinc ion binding; nucleic acid binding. Gene Ontology annotation, biological process: nuclear DNA replication; mitotic DNA replication checkpoint signaling; mitotic DNA damage checkpoint signaling. Gene Ontology annotation, cellular component: spliceosomal complex; nucleus.
ACAUCUCCAUUAUAUUAUUAUUAAUGCUUAACUUUAUAAAAUGGAGAGAAGUAACGCAAUAAGUAUAAAACUACGCAGGCAAUCUCAAAUCGCGUCAACGAAGAAAGUGGAUUCGCCUAUAGCUAAAUAUGACUCUGGUGGUAACUUGACAUGCAUUAUUUGUAGAAUCCCAAUUAAGUCUGCAACCGUAUGGAAGAUUCAUAUUAACUCUAAACAUCACAAGGAAUCAAUUAAGUUUGCAAAGCAAGAACAUUGUGAACUCUUCAAUAAACAAACUAUCAAAGAAUCGAAACCAAUAUUAUUACACAAAAAUGCACGCUUGAAACCAAAAAGCGACAUAAUUAACAAUUCAUUUUUGGAAACGAAUGGUUCUCCGUUAGAAGUUAUUGGAUCAGUUGCACCGGCUCAGAUAUUACCAGAACAAUUUUUUGAUAAACAAACUGCUAGUGCGAUUCCUGAUUGCAUCCAAGAUGAGGAGUGGUCUCGCUUUCAACGUGAAAUUAAAGACGCUGACACAGUAUCAAAUAUAAUUAUAGCAGAGGAACAACAAAAUUUUAAUAUUAAAAGACAAAUAAAAGAAAUAGAUGAGCAAAUUGAAAACUGGAAUAGAUUUAUAAAAUUAAAUUAUAAGCAAAAUCUUUUAAAAAAACAUAACCGAAAAGUCUACGACAAUAUCGAACCAAGCUCAAGUGAAGAAGAUGGUAUUGAAGAAACUUUGAGUAACUGGAGAGUCAAAAAUUUGCAAAAAUAAAUAAAAAGUAUUAUUGAAAAAUGUGUUUUUAAUA